CUGGGAACGAGGUUGGCCUUACGGGCUUCCUGGUGGUUACACUAGGCCGCAGAACAUAGAGCGUAUAUCGCAGGCGCACAAUAAUAAAUAAAUUCCCGUGAUCCCUUGCCAGCGAUCUCUUUCGGCCGCCAUCAUGUCGCUGGUCAUCCCAGAAAAGUUUCAACACAUUCUUCGUGUUCUUAACACGAACAUCGAUGGAAAACAGAAAAUUAUGUUCGCCAUGACCUCCAUUAAGGGUGUUGGUCGACGCUAUGCCAACAUUGUCUGCAAGAAGGCAGACAUUGACAUGAACAAGCGUGCUGGUGAACUGACUGAGGAUGAGGUGGAGCGUGUUGUCACCAUCAUGCAGAACCCUCGUCAGUACAAGAUCCCUGACUGGUUCCUCAACAGACAGAAGGACCACAAGGAUGGCAAGUACUCUCAGAUCCUGGCCAACGGUCUUGACAACAAAAUGCGUGAAGACCUGGAGAGACUGAAGAAGAUCCGUGCCCAUCGUGGCUUGAGACACUACUGGGGUCUCCGCGUCCGUGGCCAGCACACCAAGACUACUGGCCGUAAAGGAAGAACUGUUGGUGUAGCCAAAAAGAAGAGUUAGAUCUCUUGAUGUGUUGAAUAGGAUCAAUAAAUGACGGGAAAAUGA
This is a messenger RNA of Nematostella vectensis (starlet sea anemone), 640 nucleotides long. Its product is annotated as 40S ribosomal protein S18. Gene Ontology annotation, molecular function: RNA binding; structural constituent of ribosome. Gene Ontology annotation, biological process: translation. The transcript has 5 exons. Lineage: Eukaryota; Metazoa; Cnidaria; Anthozoa; Actiniaria; Edwardsiidae. The record is from RefSeq and is a predicted model, not a curated record. The coding region runs from base 134 to 595 and encodes 153 amino acids. Gene Ontology annotation, cellular component: ribosome; small ribosomal subunit; cytosol.